AAAUCUCCCACAUCCUACCUAAACCCUCCUUAACUUCUUCACCUCCUUCAUCAUCAUCCCCUCCUCUGCUCCCAAUAAUUUGUAGCACCAAAGCCAUCAUUCAGUUCAUCACACAAAAUGUGUUCCUCUAAACCAAAAUUGCAGCAAAAUCCUAGUGUUACUCCAACAACACCUAAAACCAAUCGUCGUUUGGUUCUUCAGCCAACUGGUAACCAAUUUCCAAGCUUGGAACAAAAGAAGUUUCUCAAAAAGACCUCCCAUGAAUCCCUUAUUCCACCUCCUUUGCUAUCACCACUGCCAUCACCGAAAACUAAGCCCGCAAUUUCUCCUCCCAUCUCUCCCAAGUUACCUUCGCCUCGACCACCAGCACUUAAGAGAGGAAAAGACCAUAAUGAGCUCAAUUCUAGUCUUGAGAAGGUAAUUCUCACACCUAAGUCAACAACCAAGUUGACUAGUUCAGUGAAAAAGUCAAAGAGAUCAAGUGUUGCAGGUGCAGCUUCUGCUGAAAAUGUAAUGAAAAAUAUAUCAUCUUUGAUAGUAGAGGCACCAGGAAGCAUAGCAGCUGCAAGGAGAGAGCAAGUUGCAACAAUGCAAGAACAACGAAAGUUGAGAAUUGCGCAUUAUGGAAGAACAAAGUCUGCAAAGUUUGAAGGGAAAGCAGUGCCUCUUGAUACUUCAUCCACCAAUGUUGAACAAAGGAGAUGCAGUUUUAUCACACCAAAUUCAGACCCUCUGUAUGUUGCUUACCAUGAUCAAGAAUGGGGAGUUCCUGUUCACGAUGACAAUUUGUUGCUUGAAUUGCUCCUGCUGACCAGUGCUCAAGUAGGAUCAGAUUGGAGCUCGGUCCUGAGGAAAAGGCAGGCUUUGAGGGAGGCAUUUUCAGGUUUUGAUGCAGAAAUUGUGGCUAAGUUUAAUGAAAAGAAGAUAACUUCAGUAAGUGCUGAUACUGGUACUGAUAUAAGCUUGAUCAGAGGAGUUGUUGACAAUGCUAAAAGAAUUCUUGAGAUUAAAAGGGAAACUGGGUCAUUUAACAACUACUUGUGGGGAUUUGUGAAUCACAAGCCAAUUUCCACCCAGUACAAGUCAUGCCACAAGAUCCCUGUGAAGACCUCCAAAUCAGAGUCCAUAAGCAAAGCCAUGGUGAAGAAGGGUUUCAGGUUUGUGGGCCCCACUGUGAUUCACUCCUUCAUGCAAGCUGCUGGCCUCACUAAUGACCACUUGAUCACUUGCUCAAGGCACCAACUAUAGAUGAUGAUGAUGAUCAUAGAAAUGUGUGUCAGAUAUAUUAUACCAUAUGUAACCCAAUAAGCAUAGUAGGCUUAUUGUCUAACUCUAGGUAUUGGCUUUGUAAUGUGGGUUUGUAAAAGUUUUAGUGGAAGUCUUGAGAGGCUUAGGAAUGGGAAUGCAAUCCUUUCAAAAAGUGUGUUAAUUGAAAAGAAGGGAAGAUAAAUAGAGCUAGGAAGACAAGGAGCAUGUGCAGGUGGGAUAGGCUAGGGCAAGUGAUGUAUUUGAUCCCAAUAGCUUUCAUUGCUAGUUGUGGCCACCACACCCACCACCACCUCUAUUAUUUGCUUGCUUUUGAAAGAUUGUGAAGAAUAAUCAGUGCAGGUAGGGAUAUCCAUGGACCAUGAUCCAUCCCUUAUAUCCAUCAUCAUCUCUUUCAACUUGGAUUGGAUCAAAGUGUUGUCAAUUCUUGAAUGAAAGGCUUCAUGUGCAAGCAGAUGGACAUAGAAUUGAGACCCCAAAAGUUGUAUCGUAUCAUCAUUCGAUUCAUCACACAAUUUCCUUCUUGUAAACUAUAACCUUUGUGGGAGAUUUGUUUGUAUCAUAAUAAUUAAUGUCUAAAUUUGGCUUUUUGGUUCUUGGUCCGUAAUGUAUACUUAUUAUCCAAGCA
Molecule: messenger RNA, 1894 nt
Organism: Rosa chinensis
Lineage: Eukaryota; Viridiplantae; Streptophyta; Magnoliopsida; Rosales; Rosaceae
Product: probable GMP synthase [glutamine-hydrolyzing]
Exons: 5
Coding region: 118-1248 (376 amino acids)
Biological process (GO): base-excision repair
Molecular function (GO): DNA-3-methyladenine glycosylase activity
Source: RefSeq, a predicted model, not a curated record